AUGGCUAUUAAAGAUUUAGUGUUAGUUACUGGUGGAACCGGGUAUGUUGCUACUUUUACUUUAUACCAAUUAUUGCAAAGAGGUUAUACCGUUCGUACCACCGUUAGAAAUGUUUCUAGAUCAAGUGAAUUAAAUAAGGAUUUAAUUAAUUUAAAUUCCAUCAAACAUAAUCAAUUAUCUUAUUUUGCAGCCGAUUUAACCAAGGAUAAUGGUUGGGAAGAAGCUAUUAAAGAUUGUGAAUAUAUUUUACAUAUUGCUUCUCCAAUAAGUGGUGGACAAGCUACCGAUGAAGAAAUGGUUACUCCUGCUAAAGUUGGUACUUUAAGAGUAUUAAAUCUUGCUUUGAAAUAUGGAGUGAAAAGAGUAGUGAUUAUGUCAAGUUGUGCUGCUAUUACUUAUAAUGAAUUAAAACCAGAUCCUGUGACUGGUGCACCACCUUUAUUAGAUGAAUCAGUAUUUUCAUCGGAUAAAGUUAUUCCAAACUCUUAUUCAAGAUCAAAAUUAGUUCAAGAGAGAGCAGUCUGGGACUGGCUUAAAGCUCCUGCUAAUAAAGAUGCUGCUAAUCCAGUUGAAGUUGCUGUUCUUAAUCCACCUGGUAUUUUCGGGCCAAAUGUUCCUGGUAAACAAUCUCAAGCUGCAGUGACGGUUAUAGGAAAUUUAAUUAAUGGAAGGCUGAAAACAGGACUUCCAAGACUUUAUUUUGGUUCAUGUGAUGUUAGAGAUGUUGCAUAUUUAACUUAUAGAGCCAUGAUUGAACCAAAAGCCAAGAAUGAAAGAUUUAUCGUCGAUUCAACUGAUAAACCAGAUUUAUCAAUGUUUGAAUUAGUUCAAGUUAUUCGUAAACAUUAUUCAAUCACAGAAAACAAUAAAGAUGGAAAAGUCAAUUUAAACAAUUUAGCUGCUAGAGAAUUACCAUCUUGGUUAGUUCGUGUCCUAUCUUAUGUUAUGCCACCUUUAAGAUUGAUUGUUCCUUAUUUAGAUAUUAAAAAGCAUACUACCAAUGCUAAGGCUGUUAAAACAUUCAAUUGGAAACCAAUCCAAGUUGAUGAAUCAGUAAUUGCCACUAUUGAUACUAUGUAA
This is a messenger RNA of Scheffersomyces coipomensis, 1080 nucleotides long. RefSeq lists its product as uncharacterized. Lineage: Eukaryota; Fungi; Ascomycota; Pichiomycetes; Serinales; Debaryomycetaceae. The record is from RefSeq and is a predicted model, not a curated record. The transcript has 2 exons. Gene Ontology annotation, molecular function: oxidoreductase activity, acting on the CH-OH group of donors, NAD or NADP as acceptor. The coding region runs from base 1 to 1080 and encodes 359 amino acids.